GGCACGUCCUGCAGGGGUCCUUCUAAGCAACACCCUUCCAAGAUGGCGGCCAACAGCAGCAGCACGGGGAGCAAGUCCGGCAGCGGCGCCGGGAAGCCGUCCGGCGUAUCGGCCGAGCAGGUUGUAUCGACGUUUCAGAGGAUGCGUCAGGAGCAGCGCAGCAUGGCCUCCAAGUCUGCAGACCUGGAGAUGGACAUCACUGAGCACAAGUUAGUAAUUGAAACCCUACAGGAAGUGGAUCCUUCUAGGAAAUGCUUUCAUCUGGUUGGAGGAGUUUUGGUAGAGAGGACGGUAAAAGAAGUUCUACCUGCCUUGGAAAUCAACAAAGAAUCGAUUUCCGAAUUAGUCGAGUCCAUCAACUCACAGAUGCAGACAAAAGGACGGGAGCUGACAGAGUACAGAGAGCGCUACAACAUCCGGCUGGUAGGAGAGGGUGAAGGAGAGGCGCAGGGCCCGUCAGCAACAGCAUCCAGAGAAAACGAAGGAAGUGGAUCCAAAAGUGCAACUGGAGUUUUGGUGUCAUAGUUUGAACAGACACACCGAUAGUAGGCCCUUUUGAUUUCUGAAGCACUGAGUAAAAACAAACAAACAAAAAACUAGGAGAAAGCUCUUUACAGGAUAAGUUUGGAUUUUGUGGUUAAUGAAAAUUCAGCUAAAUGUGGUUCACUUGGUUGUUUGUAACAAGCUCAAAUGGCAUACAAAGUGCUUUGCUGUUCAGUUAUGCUAGUUUGUAGCAGAAUUAAGGUUGCUUGUCUUGCAUUUGCCUUUCAGAUUAUUUUUUUUAUUGUUGAAAUACUGUGUGAUCAAUUUAAGAUUAAACAACCCCCCUGAAUGCUUGUUUUAAUGUUAUUGAUUUGCACAUGAGCAGGUCAUUCAAAAUGAAUAUACACACAUGCUUUAGGAUUUUUAUUUAAACUUCAAAAUGCUGAUUUCAAAGGGCCCUACAGUAGCUUCAAGUUGAGCGGAAAGUCCUUGCCAAGGCCGAGCAGGUCCCGAAAGGCAUUUUGACACUGCUAAACACAUCACAAUGGUUAAUUUAAGGUAAAAGAAAUAAAGGAUCCAUUUUAAUCAGACUGACUCAGAAACGUGUUGGAUCUCAAGAGGAGUUUGAAAGAGAAGAAAUGUCUUCCAGGACCUGAUGUGCACCUGAUGUUACUACAGUUUGUGUAGGGUGAACAUUUUUGUUAAUUGUCAUGAAAUAAAAAUGUCCCAAUUCUA
Molecule: messenger RNA, 1218 nt
Organism: Cololabis saira (Pacific saury)
Lineage: Eukaryota; Metazoa; Chordata; Actinopteri; Beloniformes; Belonidae
Gene: pfdn2
Product: prefoldin subunit 2
Exons: 4
Coding region: 43-525 (160 amino acids)
Biological process (GO): protein folding
Cellular component (GO): prefoldin complex; cytoplasm
Molecular function (GO): protein folding chaperone
Source: RefSeq, a predicted model, not a curated record